Molecule: messenger RNA, 130 nt
Organism: Paramecium sonneborni
Lineage: Eukaryota; Ciliophora; Oligohymenophorea; Peniculida; Parameciidae
Source: the annotation of a GenBank genome assembly
AUGAAGGUAUUAGUAAUAAGCCUUCUUCUGUUUUAUUUAGUUACUUGCAAAAACAUACCAUUAUAAUUAGAGAUGGGUUUAAUAGAAUUUGAAGAUCUUUAGGCUGGAAAACUAUAAUAUUAAGUAUGAC